AUGUGGGCCGAGCCGGUCUACCAUAUGUACAUGAUGAGUGCCGCCGUCGCCCCCGAUAGUGCGAUUCCCGACACCCUGGAGAAGCAGCUCGAGCAGAACUCCCAGGGCCUUCCGGAGAAGUCGAUCCCGAAGCACUUCAAUUACCCGGACCUGUCUUUUGAGUCCGAAAGUGUGGCUUCCGAAGAGGCCACGGUCAUGAGUCUUGAGACGGCAUUGGUGGCGUCCGUGAAUGGCGCUCGCGGCUUUGUCCUGGACACCGGGGCCACGGAGAAUGCCGUUGGGGUGAAGACCUUGGAGCAGAUCCUCAUGAAGGCCAAGAUCAAGCAUACUGUUUCCAUAGAUGAGCGACCAGUGUUCAAGUUUGGCGACGGGUUGAGCCUUCGUGCUUCUUUGGGAGAUGUACACUUUUACUUUUACACCCUAGAUGGCGACCACCGGCCGCAGACCCACAAUGCCGAGAACACCCCAGCACUUCUUGGAGGCAAGUUUCUUCGGGAAGCCCGGGCAACCAUUUCUUGUGAUCUUUUGUGCUUGUGGUUUGCUGAUAGCCGCUCGACCCUAUGGGCCACCGAACUUCUCCAGACUCAGUCCGGUCACUUGAUGAUUCCUGUUUCCGGGCAACUUCUUGACAUGAACGCCCUUCGGCUGAAGGCUGAGAGGGAGCAUGGCGUCCGACUUCCAUUCGCGACACCAUGCCUUUUGGAUCUUCUGUUGACGCCCGGAGCCCUUGAGGAGCUCAAGCAAGCACCUCUUCUCAGAGUCUUUUCGCAGUUUUCGGUGAGCGUCAAGGAGUUGAUCCAUCACAUGUGUGUGCCGUGCCUCCGCUCUCUCAGCGACUUCGUGACCUUAGCGCCCGCCUCUCCUUGUUGCGACUCCGUUGUGCACAUGGCCCUUGCUAGGGCAAGCACAAGAAGGGCGGCCUUCGUCAGAAUCAGUUCGCAGUUCGCUUCUUGGAUGGCAUGCUGCCGCUGCGGACUUCGGCUGCAUGACGAGCCGAAGAUGAGCCACGGCAAGGACCGCACGGCGGGAGCCACGGUGGAGGCUGUGAAGGAAGCGAUUGACGAAUUGGCCGAGGAGUUCCCCGAUGGCGCGGUGACCGAGAAGAUGUGUGCAGGCAAGAUUCGGGAGGUGCAGGGCCGUCGCAUGGUUCGCAACGAGAAGGUGGUCCUGCACACGUUCAUGGAGAAGAAGGCCGUCGGUGUGGAGCCCAGGGGUGCAACAGUGACGCGAGCGGCCGGUCAGGGGAACAGUGCCGAGGCCGAAGCAGAGGUCCCGACCGACAGGGCCCCCGCGAUCAAGACGAAGAAGGACCCGAGCCUCGAGGGACCAGGAGAACAAGGUGGCGGCGCUGAAGGCAAAGCUGGCGGCCGCGAUGGGCGGCGAUUUCGAGGACUCGGACCUGGAGCACUCCGAAAAGAUGAGCACUGCGAGCUGGAAGGAGACAAAGUGAUUGAUGACGAGGUCGGUGUGGAGCCGGGGGGCGUGGAGCGCAACCUGGAUGAGGACCACACGGCGACAGCCACACCGACAGCAGGCCUUGCAGAGAGGAGCCGUGGUUUCACGGGUGCCACUCGGCGCCAACUUCACGUGGCUGGGGCGCCGGCGUACUUUGCCUCCCUGCUGUGCACUACGACUGUACUGUUGAAUUUGUUUGAGAAAGCGAGCCUUAUGGAAGUUAACGGUGCGAACUCUGAGGGCAAUUUUGGCUCUAUGGCCGGUGACCUGGGGAUCACCUAUGACGGCUACUUCCAGAAGUCUGGUUGGAUGGUCGAGAAAAAGAAUGUGUCGUCCGAGAUUGUGUCCCGGGUCGUGUCGGUGAUGCCGGAGAUGCUGUGGAUUUCUCCGGCAGUGCGUGGGGAAACACCUUAUGGAACCAUGGAGGCCCCAGGCGUGAAGCGCAACCGGCAGCGGGCUCAGCGACGAUCGUUGGAAGUGGCGGCCGAACUUUCCAAAGGAGCGUGUCAACAGAUCCGAGAGGGACGGCACGUGGCAUGGGAGGUGUGGGACGGCCUCUACAUUGCUCUACAUCACAUCAUUGUGGAUGGUUGCUUCUACAAGAAAGCCGAGGGGGCACAUGGCAAGCGAUGGCGGGGCACGAGCCAGGACACGGCGAAGCAGGUUGGGGACUAUCUCCUAGAGUCUUCCUCGGGUGUCUUUCCCUCCAUUGAGAACUCCACUGAGGGCCCCAACGGCGACCAGGACGGCCACAUCCUCGCAGUGUCCACUGGGCGGUUGCCAACAGCAGCACCCACUGGAGCGAAGCUGAAGCAGAUCAAGGACAGCAUGCUCCGACUUCACCGGGGCCUCACCUGUGAUGGCUGUUCCGAGGUUCGACGGCAGGCUGGGCCACCUGCGGCAUCCGCCGAGCCUCCGCCGAGCCUGUGGGAGGUGCUCGGAAUGGAUGUGUUUGAAGUUGAGUACAAGAAGGACGGUGCAAACUUCAAGGCGAAGGUGCUGUUGAUGAUUAGCCGCGCAAGCCGGUUCACCAUGACCCAUGUUCUGAAGGAGUUCGCUGCGGAACAAUCGUGGGAACCAAGCGCUAUGGAUGUCAAGCGAGCGGUGGUGAGAACGUGGCUGGGCUCCAAUCCUGGUCCACGCUGGAUCAUUACCGAUGCUGCACCUUCCUUUACUAGUCGAGAAAUGCUUGACUUCGCUUCGCGCAGCGGCUUGGGUCUCUUGACGGCGCCGGCGGAAGCACACUACAUCAUGGGCAUCGAGGAGCGCGCGAUCCAGGUGAUCAAACGAGCCAUUGAGAAACUCGAGAAGGAGGACCUGGAAUUGGGCAUUGAAUCCCCGCGCUCUCUGGCGUGCCAUGGCCACAACUCCUUCAUCCAUGCGACAACGGGAUACAGAAAGAAGCUGUCCAAGCUCUCCAACAGCGUGAGCCACUGCGCCACUGGUGACCUUUGCAUGCUUUGGCGAACUCGUGUGAACAG
Symbiodinium sp. CCMP2592 is the source of this 2936-nucleotide messenger RNA. Lineage: Eukaryota; Dinophyceae; Suessiales; Symbiodiniaceae. The record is from the annotation of a GenBank genome assembly.